AUGUUCAAGAGAAACCUUGAUGGACAAAAUGCAGAGGAAAUUGAAUCUUGUGAAGAAAGAGAUAGAGGUAAACGCGAAACUAAUGCAAAGGAAGAAAAUGUGAUUAAAAGAGACACUGAUAAAUCUAAAGGAGCAAGAACUACUGUAGCUUACGAAUAUGGUAACAGUAAUGUUGUCAUGAAAGGUCUGGAUGAAAUUGAAGAAAAUAAAGUAAUAAACAACUUUGACGAUAAUGCAAUAGACGGUAUUUUUAAAAGAAAAGCUAUGUUUAAAUUGGAUGACGAUACUACUGGUAUGUUCCAUAAAUAUGGUAAAGUAUUUCUUGGAUUCGAACACAUGUUUGGAUUAGAUUUGAAUCCUAAGGAUAUUGAAGAUUGUAUCCUUACGACUGAAAAUCUUUUGGAAGAAUACAAUAGUAAGAAAGAAGAUAAAUAA
Messenger RNA from Spodoptera exigua (beet armyworm), 435 nucleotides. Lineage: Eukaryota; Metazoa; Arthropoda; Insecta; Lepidoptera; Noctuidae. The record is from the annotation of a GenBank genome assembly.